AUGGACAAAGGUGAAUUUGUCUGUGAAUACAGAGGAGAACUAAUAAUAGCAGCUGUUGGUGAAGAAAGAGAAAAGACAUCUCCAAGUGUAUUCCGCUACUUUUUCCAUCAUCAGGGAAACAAAUAUUGCAUUGAUGCAACACCGGAACCGGCAACCAACGAACACAUCCCAAAACUUGGCCGGCUGGUUAAUCAUUCCGCAAAAUAUCCGAAUGCGAAAAUAAAGGUUGUGGCAAUAGACCAAAUUCCACAUCUCUGCCUGUUCACGCUCAGAGAAAUUGGUGCAGGGGAGGAGAUCUUAUAUAACUAUGGGAUUCGGGAGAAGGACCUCCCAUUCAAAGUGAUCGAGCUGGUUUCGUGCCUUCUGACCUUGAACCUCAGUUUCCUUCUCCAAGUAAACUUAGAAAGCAACGUAAGAAACAAGAUGGUGCUUGAUUAA
This is a messenger RNA of Lineus longissimus, 438 nucleotides long. RefSeq names its product histone-lysine N-methyltransferase set-1-like. The coding region runs from base 1 to 438 and encodes 145 amino acids. The transcript has 4 exons. Gene Ontology annotation, cellular component: nucleus; polytene chromosome. NCBI's taxonomy places the organism in Eukaryota, Metazoa, Nemertea, Pilidiophora, Heteronemertea, Lineidae. Gene Ontology annotation, molecular function: protein binding; histone H4K20 methyltransferase activity; transcription regulator activity. The record is from RefSeq and is a predicted model, not a curated record. Gene Ontology annotation, biological process: regulation of DNA damage response, signal transduction by p53 class mediator; regulation of transcription by RNA polymerase II.